Molecule: messenger RNA, 1865 nt
Organism: Striga asiatica
Lineage: Eukaryota; Viridiplantae; Streptophyta; Magnoliopsida; Lamiales; Orobanchaceae
Source: the annotation of a GenBank genome assembly
CUAACAGUACCAAUAAAUUCGGGAUUCUCUGAAUAACCUCACGCGCAUUUUCUCUCUCUGUCCAUAUUUAUACUCUGCAUUGCGGCUAGGGUUUUACUUCACACGAUACCUACAAUCUCACACUCUCCUCGCACCCACUGUACUACUUUUAUCUUUUCUACCAUUUUUAGAUCUGUUGAUUAUUUACUGGAGCCAUGGACACAAUGCUUGAAUAGGGCUUCCACGCGCGCGUAUUCGAUAGCGAGGGGUUUGUUGCUGGUGCAGAUUUGGGGGAGAGAUGGCAACAGCUAAUCCGUUUGAUUUGCUGGGUGAUGAUGAUGCGGAGGAUCCGUCGCUGCUGAUUUCUGCUCAGCAGCUGAAAGCCGAGCCGAAGAAAGCAGCGGCUCCGCCGUCCAAGGCGGCGUCUGGUGGAGCUAAGGCUGCUCAGGCUAAGCUCCCGACCAAGCCACCUCCCCCAGCUCAGGCUGUGGCCAUUUCAAGGAGGCAAAACCUGAAUCUGCACGAGGUGGUCGUGGCGGAGGACGAGGUUAUGGCCGGGGCCGUGGUGGUGGUAGUGGGUCCUACAGGGAUUCAAACUACAAGGAAAAUUCAUAUGGAAACAGGGAAUUUUCUGCUCAAGGUACACCAGAGGCUGAUGGUGGAAAAACUUAUGAAAGACGUGGUGGCUAUGGUGGACCCCGUGAGCCUUUUCGUGGUGGUCGUCGAGGUGGCUUCAGCAAUGGAGAAGGCAGAGAGGGUGACCGUGACCGUCGCAGGCAAUACGACCGACAUAGUGGCACUGGCCAAGGACUUAUUCUCUGAUCCUUUUGGAAAUGAGUUAAAACGGGAAGGAGCUGGCCGAGGGAACUGGGGAACAGAGACUGAUGAAUUGGCUCAAGUGGCUGAGGUUGAUGUUGAAGCUGAGAAAAGUGUGAUUCCUGAGAAGCCAUCUGGAGAGGAGAAUGCUGCUGUUGAUGGAGAUCAGGAAGCUGCUAAAAAUGAAGUUGUAGAAGAGAAACCUGAGGAUAAGGAGAUGACACUGGAUGAGUAUGAAAAGGUUCUGGAGGAGAAAAGGAAGGCUCUACAGGCUCUUAAAACUGAGUCGAGGAAAGUUGACAUGAAAGAGUUUGAGGCAAUGCAACCACUUUCGAACAAGAAGACAAAUGAUGACAUAUUUGUCAAAUUGGGCUCUGACAACAAGGAUAAAAAGAAAGAGUUGGCUGAGAAGGAAGAGAGAGCUAGAAAGUCUGUGAGCAUAAAUGAGUUCUUGAAGCCAGCGGAGGGUGAAAGGUACAACAAUUCCGGUGGUCGUGGCCGAGGCCGUGGGCGUGGGUUUAGAGGUGGUUAUGGUGGCGGCAAUACGAGCAAUGCCGGAGGGCUUUCCAUUGAAGAUCCUGGCCAGUUCCCGAGCCUUGGCGGCAAAUGAGACCAAACCAUUUCAUGAAGGUUAAGUAUUUUAUGGUGCUUGAAAUGGGGUGUCCCCAUAAUCCAUCCAUUGGCUUGUAGUAGUGUUUUUACUUUUCUCUAAUGCGACUUGCUGUGUUCUUUUGUUUUUGGUUUUUGGUUUUUUGUCUGCGGAGUUGUUAGUUUAGGGGCAUGUGGAUUAUAUUUUAUUUGCUGACACCAUAAGAUAUUUUGUUUGCUCAGUUUUGUUUGUUUCUGAAUAUGAAAGACGAGCUUAUGUUGUGUUGAAAUUUCUUUUCGUUUUGAUUAUUUUUUUCCAGUAAUGAUAAGAGGAUCUCUUGAGAGUACUUUCAAUACCAUUUUCUAUCUUUUUACUCGGUGGUAUAAGAAAAGGAUUGAAGUGGAUAUUAGUAUGAAACUAUAUAAGCGUGUAGCAAAUAUGACUCACUGAUCUGGAGUUAUGCGUGGCUUGUACAUUUUAC